This is a messenger RNA of Rotaria sp. Silwood2, 756 nucleotides long. NCBI's taxonomy places the organism in Eukaryota, Metazoa, Rotifera, Eurotatoria, Philodinida, Philodinidae. The record is from the annotation of a GenBank genome assembly.
AUGACUCAUACAAUUUGUACACAAAAAUGUUUUCAUUCAAUAUCAUUCAAGGAAUCAAAAGCAGAUGAUCUAACUAAUCAACAUUCACCUGAACAUCUUGAUCUAAUUAGAUUAACAAAACAACAUAUAGUACGUGUUUAUCCCGGUACGAAACGACAAAAUUCAAGUAAUAUAAAUCCAGCUCACUAUUGGAUUCAUGGUGUACAAAUGGCUGCACUUAAUUAUCAAGCAGAUGAUAAAGCUAUGUGCUUACAACGUGGAUUCUUCAGUGAUAAUGGUGGAUGUGGUUAUCUUCUCAAACCAUCAUGUUUAUUACCGGAAAAUCAAUCAUUUGAUCCAAAAGAAAAAAGUUACAAUAAAGGCAAACAUAUACAAAUACAUAUUAUUAGUGGACAACACUUACCUAAAGAAAAGAAUUCUAUUGCAGAUACAGAUAUCGUUGAUCCUUAUGUAGCAGUUCUUACCUAUGGUAUUGAAUGUGAUUCUACUGAGCAUUAUACACCAUCAGUUCCUAAUAAUGGUCUCAAUCCAAUAUGGGAUUAUAAAAUUGAUAUAGAUAUUUUUUGUCCAGAAUUAUGUCUUAUUCUAUUUCAAGUACGUGAUAAAGAUCGAUAUGGCCCCUCAGCAUUUCUUGGACAAGCUUGUGUACCAUUUACAGCACUUCAAUUUGGUUAUAGACAUAUUAAAUUAAAGGCUAAAGAUGGAGAUUAUAUUCAAGGAACAAUAUUUGUUCAUAUUAAAAUUGAAGAUUUUUGA